AUGAUUUAAUUUCAGUAAAGGCCCUUAGAAGAAAGACAAUAGGAUAUAAAGAAGCAUAAGGCAUCUCUAUAAAGUCCUGGUCAGUUAGAAGAAUGUUAAAAAUGCAUAAAAGAAGUAAAUAAUUAGAUAAAUUUUAAGUCUCGAGAAGAAUUCAUGAUUUUUAUUCAAGACUAUAUUAUAAUGACACUAUCUAAUGAUGAUUCAAGUGUAUGUGAGGAAGUAAAAUAAAUGUAAUUAGUUUUAGUUAAUUUAAAUCAUCAAAAAUCAAUGUAUUAAACUUAUAGAUAAACCAUUGUGGACUUUCAAAGAAUUAUUUGCUGAGCUCGAAUUAUAGCUAGAAAGACACAUAGGUAUUUAUUGAUUUAAAGAUGAAUUUUUUUAGACGAUUAUAUCGUGUUUAAUUAAGUGAAAUAAUUGCUUUCCAGUUUCAAUGUUCAAUACUCAAACAACUUUAAUUAAAUAAGUUCAUUUUAUUUAAAAAGCAUAUUAAGUUAAAACUCGAUUCCUUAGUAAUAAUUAAAGAGAGUUUGUCAUUUUAUUGAAGGUAAAUAUAAAUUUGAUAAGAAAGUUUAAGAAUUAAUACCAAACCAACAGGAUAGAGUAGAAGAAAUAAACUAGCAUCUUUAAUCAUUUAUCCAGUAUUAACUUAUUCUUUCAAUUUAUUAGUCAAGAGAACCUGCUUCAUUUAGAUUCAUGGUCUUGCCAAUUUUAAUCAUCAUAUGGUAUAAUUUUUAUAGAUAUAGAUAUUUCAUACAAGGCCAAAAAAUUGAAUAUUGAUGUAAUUUUGAUUGAUACAUUUGGUAUCAAUUAAAGCAUCUCAUAAAUGCUAUUUCUUUUGUUACCAAACUAUGAAGUAAUUUUACCUUAGUUGUAAUCAUCCAUUAAUAUAAACAAGGGGAAUUUAUAGCAAGUAAUGUUGAAUUUAUUUUGUGUAGGCUUUGUCGAACAUAUACGAUAUAAACCCUGAAAUAUCUGAUUGGCCUCACAUACUCACUUUAAAAGGUAAAGGCAUAGUCUGCUGUAAUUUUGAUGGAUUUCAAGCAAAUGAAUUUAUAAACUUUUAUUAUGGAGAAGUAUACACCCCUUCAAGAUGGUUUGAGAAAUAGACAGUAUUCAAUAAGAGAAUGCAAGAUGGAAAUAAAAAAUCAUGUUUGCAGAGUCCUUUUGCAGAAUUUUACAUAAAUGAUGAUCUCUUUGUACGAAAUUUAAAAUAUUAUAAAAAGUUUAUUGAUCCAACUAGAUAUGGAAAUAUUGCACUAUAUAUAUCAUAUUCCUGUGAUCCGAAUUGCAAAUUGAUGGCAGUGUCUAUAAAUUCUUAAUAUAAACUUGCAAUUGUUACAUUAAAGAAAAUAAAUUAUCUAGAAGAAUUAACUCUUCCAUUUCCAUAAACUUCUAAUGAUUUAUGCUUUUGUGGUUCUAUAUAUUGCAGAAGAACCUCUUAAUUAGAAAAAUUCAAUAAUAGAUUAUCACAAAAUUAUCCUAAUUAUAUAUAGAGAAAUGCAAUAUUAUUAUAAUCGACAAUUCUUGGAAAACCUAAUCAUUUGACAUUAAUUCCUUAUUGGUUAGACAAUUGGCAGAAACUUAAUUCUACUUAAGAUUAAAUCAAUAUUUUAUCAUGUGUUGAUAAAGUUAAAUUUGCUCUGAAUUCUUUAAAUGAUAAUGCUCCUCCUAUAUAUUUGAUUUAUGACAUUUUUUAAAUCUUUUGGAAGAAUUAUGAUAAUAUAAAUCCUUAGAAUGAAUUAAAAUAAUCAAUCCUUAAUGAAAUCAAAACUUUAUUGAUGAGACAUUCCAAUCUCAAAGAAUGUCAAACUGCAUUAGAAAUUAUUAAAUUAAUGAAAUCUAUUAUAGAUGAAUAAAAUUAAUAUAAAAUGUAAUUGACUAGAAUGUUAUUACUCAUUUUAAGUGAAUUAUUUUUGAAUAUGGAAACUUCUCAUUUUCAUAAUAAAGGUCUAUCUAUUAUUUUAUAUUUUAUGUCUUUUACUCAUACUUAUUUCUCAUCCACUUAAUAUGAAGGAUUCUUAGGAAAACCUUUUGAAGAGAAUGAGUUUGAAUAUAUACCUUAACCAAAAAAUAGAUAGAAAUUAGCCCUAGCUAAAUUAUACACUCCCUAAUAUAUAUGGGGAUAAUUGAUAAAUUGGAAUAAAUAAACCCUUCAAAAUCCUUAAUCAUCAAUGGCUCAAGAAAGAAGAGGAGUUUUAUGUUAUCCUUCAUUCAUAUUAUCGUUUGACAACAAACAUAAACUCUUUCCAUAUUAAUGCAAAACAAGAGAACAAUUUCUAGAGUACUUUUAAAUUAAAUAAGAUAUCUAACCUGAUUUAUCAAUAUGGUCAUACAAAAACUACUACAAGUAUACUGAUUUUUUCUAUGUUUAGCAUUUAUGGAACUAUCUUUUUUGAAUAAUAUUUCUCUUAGUAAAUUGUUGGAGACAAUUUUAUAGCUUAAAUAUCUAAAUUUGGAACUCAUUCAUUUAAAGAUAAAUUUCUUUUUUGGUUACAAAUAGAAAACUUAUUCUAUUAGGAUAACUAAAUGAUAGAAGUUUUGAAUGAAAUUUUUGAAAAGUAAGAAUCUAAUUAAUAAUUUAGAUAUUUUAAAAAAAAUUUCAAUAGAUAAAAUAGUUUUAGUUCAAAUUCAGAAUGUACUGAAUAAAUAGUCAAAAAAAUUAAAUUAAAGAAUCCUUCAAUAAUUAUUGAUGACACUUAAACAGGAUAAUUUUGA
Molecule: messenger RNA, 2715 nt
Organism: Paramecium sonneborni
Lineage: Eukaryota; Ciliophora; Oligohymenophorea; Peniculida; Parameciidae
Source: the annotation of a GenBank genome assembly